Messenger RNA from Priapulus caudatus, 8084 nucleotides. Its product is annotated as histone demethylase UTY-like. Gene Ontology annotation, biological process: regulation of gene expression. The transcript has 3 exons. Gene Ontology annotation, cellular component: MLL3/4 complex. Gene Ontology annotation, molecular function: protein binding; RNA polymerase II cis-regulatory region sequence-specific DNA binding; chromatin DNA binding. Lineage: Eukaryota; Metazoa; Priapulida; Priapulimorpha; Priapulimorphida; Priapulidae. Bases 223 to 3603 code for a protein of 1126 amino acids. The record is from RefSeq and is a predicted model, not a curated record.
GGGCCCCGCCAUGUUUGCAUUGUUUGUGUUGUUUCCUUGCAGUUAGAGUAAAAUUAUACUUUGAAAUAUGUGUUUUCUGUCUUAGAUUAAGAAGUUUUCAACAAACGUAAUGCUAAAAUGUGUGUCAAAUUCAUAUCCUUUGAUUUAUGUGGUGGAUGCUAAAAAGAUUAAAUGAUCGUUGAUAAUAUCUAGUGUUGAGAGGCUGAAGAUCUGACAGGCAAGAUGCAACCAGUGCAAGAAGAUAGUGUGUUAACUCCCCAGGAGAUGACACUACUGGCCGAGUACGACAGUCGCCUAUAUGGCUUCCUGAAGCUGAAUACGGUAGAAGAGUCACCAAAAAAGACUCUCAUUAUGAAGGCAGUGCAGUAUUUGGAGAAGGUAUUGGCCGACAACCGCCUCUUCCAGGAAAUGGAGAAGAAAACGAAGCCAAAGUGUGACAGCACCGAGAAGCUUGUCAAUCCCAAAACAUACUGCAAGCUUGGACACUUACACCUAUUGCUGGAAGAUUAUGCAAAGUCACUGUCAGCUUAUCAGAAGUUCUUCAACAUAGAGGAGGAAUACUGGAAAGAUGCACCAUUUCUGUAUGGCCUCGGAUUAGUGUACUUCCAUUACAAUGCAUUUAAAUGGGCGGCGAAAGCAUUUCAACAGGUUUUGUACGUCGAUCCAAGCUUUAGUCGUGCGAGUGAGGUUCACCUGAGGUUGGGGAUCAUUUUUAAAAUCAACAACGAUUUUGAGUCGAGCCUAAAACAUUUCCAGCUGGCGCUGAUCGAUUCGAACCCUUGCUCUUUGUCGAAGAUCGACAUUCAGUUCCAUGUCGCACACCUCCACGAGGUUCAAAGCAAGAACAUCCGUGCGAAGGAACUGUACGAGAAGUUGCUUCAGACGCCCGACUUGUCGAACCAAGUGCGUGCGAAUGCCUUGCGACAGCUUGGCUGGAUGUACCACACGUGUGAGUCACUCGGUCUGAAACUUCAGCGAGAGGCCUGCGCCAUUUCCUACCUACAGAAGGCUAUUGAGGCUGAUCCGAACAGUGGACAGAGCUGGUACUUUCUGGGUCGGUGUUAUUCUAGUGCAAGUAAAGUCCAUGAUGCAUUCGUUUCCUAUAGACACAGCAUAGACAAAUCUGAGGCAAGUGCAGACACCUGGUGCUCAAUUGGUGUACUCUAUCAACAACAGAACCAGCCAAUGGAUGCGCUGCAAGCUUACAUCUGUGCUGUGCAGCUAGAUAAAGAGCACUUUGCUGCAUGGACGGACCUAGGCAUAUUGUAUGAGUCGUGUGGCCAACUGAAGGACGCGUUGACUUGUUAUGUGAAUGCGUCCAGGUGUAAAGUACAAGUGGGCUCGAAUAUCGCGGCGCGAGUGAAAAUCCUGGAGACGCAGCUGGCUAAUCCGCAGCUGAGCAGCUUGCAAAGACCAAAGACACUUCCCAGUAUUGAGGAGGCGUGGAAUCUUCCGAUACCCGCCGAGUUAACGUCUCGGCAAGGCAAUGCAAACAAUAUGCAGCAGCGCUCAGCUAUCGGGAUGGCCGGACCGAAGCAGUACAUGGCGCAGAGCUACGCUCAGAGCCUCGUGCACCCGUCUUCGCCCAACGUGGGCAACAUGCUCGGCGCCGGUUACACGUCACCAAGCGCUUCGAAGAAGCGCCGAAUUUCUGGUGCUGGCGGCAACGUGGGCGGCGAGCUAAUACAGCCGCCGUUCAUGAGUGCAGACCACCGAGCUGCAUCGCAGCAGCAACAGCAGAGCCAGCAGCAGCAGUUGUCGGCAGCUAAUGUGCCUUACUCGCAAACUCACUUACCUCAGGGAAACUCGCAAAAUACUCAGGUGACUAUCACAAGUAGUGCUAUCGCAGCGUCCGUGCCGCACGACGCCGCCACACCCGACGCGACACAGACGGCCGUCGCGCAGACGGGCGAUGCACAGCCGCAGGCUGGCACGCGCCCCGCGCUCACCAAUCUGACGUCGUCGCUGAUGGGACCAAACAACAACAACAAUAACAAUGCAAGAGGCGGCGCGCAGAAGGCGGGCGGCGCGUCGUCGUUGCUUCCGGCUGACGUCGCGACGCUGAAGAUGUCGGCCGCGCAGAUCAUCGCCGCGUGCAAGGGUCUCGGCAAGCAGGGGCUGUUCAACACGAGCAUGCCGCCGCCGCAGCCCCCGCCGCCGCCGACACCGUCGCCGCCAAAGGAGGAGCUGUACCCGCCGACCCCGAGCACGUACCUCGAGAACAAGAAGGACGCGUUCUCGGCCGAGCUGCAGAAGUGGAUCCACUCGCACCCGGUCGCGGUCGUGCGCGGCCUCGCCGGCGCCCUCAAGCUCGACCUCGGCCUGUUCUCGACGCGCAGCCUUGUCGAGGCGAACGCCGACCACAUCGUCGAGGUGCGCACGCAGCACCAGCAGCCAUCCGACGAGAACUGGGACGCCGGCUGCAAGACGCAGGUGUGGCAGUGCGAGAGCAGCCGUUCGUACACGUCGAUCGCAAAGUACGCGCAGUACCAGGCGCAGUCGUUUCAGGAGAGCCUGAAGGAGGAGCACGAGCGCGCGCACGGCGUCUACCACGACACGGACAGCGACUCGGGCUCGUCGUCGAACGCCAAGAUCGGCGGCGUGAAGAGCAAGAAGGAGAAGGCGCCGCCGUUCAAGGUGAUCAAGUUCGGCACGAACGUCGAUCUCUCCGACGAGAUCAAGUGGCGCGCGCAGCUGCAGGAGCUGACGAAGCUGCCGGCGAUGUUCCGUGUCGUCUCGGCGAACAACAUGCUCAGCCACGUUGGCCACAACAUCCUCGGCAUGAACACGGUGCAGCUGUACAUGAAGGUGCCGGGCAGCCGCACGCCGGGCCACCAGGAGAACAACAACUUCUGCUCGGUAAACAUCAACAUCGGGCCGGGCGACUGUGAGUGGUUCGCGACGCCCGUCGAGUACUGGGGCGCGAUCCACCAGCUGUGCGACCGGCACGGCGUCAACUAUCUCAGCGGCUCCUGGUGGCCACUCGUCGACGACCUCUACGAGAACAACAUCCCGCUGUACCGCUUCAUCCAGCGGCCGGGCGACCUCGUCUGGGUCGGACCCGGCGCCGUGCACUGGGUGCAGGCGAUCGGCUGGUGUAACAACAUCGCGUGGAACGUGGCGCCGUUCACCGCGCAGCAGUACCACCUCGGCAUGGAUCGCUACGAGUGGAACAAGCUGAACGCGUACAAGUCGAUCGUGCCGAUGGUGCACUUGUCGUGGAACGAGGCGCGCAACGUGAAGAUCUCCGAGCAGCGGCUCUUCGAGAUGAUCAAGUGCACGCUGCUGCGCACGCUCAAGGAGUCGCAGAUCAUACUGGAGUACGUGGACAGCCUCGGCAAGCGCGUGCUGUACCAGCAGCGUGAGCGCAACGAGAUCGCGCACUACUGCCACAUCUGCGAGGUUGAGGUCUUCAACAUCCUGUUCUGCCGCGAGCAGGAGAAUGGCAAGCACCAGGUGUACUGUCUCGACUGUGCGCGCAAGCUCAGUCCAAGCCUCGAUGGCUUCAUCAUCCUGCAGCAGUACCAGAUGGUCCACCUCGCCGAAGUCUACGACAACUUCCAGCUGCAGAUGCCACUAGGGCCGCCCGCGGGAGGUAUAUGAGAUCAGUGAGAGGUGUAGGAAGGGCCGGUGCGAGGCCAAUCAGUUCUGCGAGAGGAUUCGCAAGCACCCACAGGAGGCGUGUGAGGUCUGAGAGAGGUGGCAAGAGUCUGUGGAAGGGCGUGUGAGGUCUGCGAAAGGAGUAGCAAGCAUUCACAGGAGGCGUGUGAGGUCUGUAAGAGCAGUAGCAAGCAUCCGUGGCAGGCGUGUGUGGUCUGUGAGAGUAGUAGCAAGCAUCCACAGGAGGCGUGUGAGGUCUGUGAGAGCAGUAGCAAGCAUCCGCGGCAGGCGUGUGAGGUCUGUGAGAGCAGUAGCAAGCAUCCGCGGCAGGCGUGUGAGGUCUUGACAGAGGAAACAGCUAUCUCGUGUAAUGCCAAACAGAUCUUGUGCACGUCUUCAUCGUUGUGCACACGUUUUGGGUGCGAUCCUGUGUACGUAUCAUUUUCUCGUAAUUGAAAGAAAGAGAGGAUUUAGGGUCGAAUGGGAAAAGCUACGGUGUACCCUUAAAAUAUUUUCUGUAGGGAGAGUGUGAUGUUCUGCGUUAUCUACAUGAGUUCAUUAAAUGUAGUAAGAUUACAGCAGUUCGUAAUAAGAAUCCGUCGUAACACUCAAAUGUGUUUGUGUGUAGGUAAUUUUUCAGAGCCCGCGAAGAAAUGCGAGAAAUGUGUUCAUUUAUGUACUGAAUAUGUAUUGUUCUUGUUCUGCACUGUGGCUUGCAUUGUUUGUUGCAUGUGAAUUGUCGAGAUGUCAUGCAUCGCAAUAAUGUUCUGUUUUCUUGACAAGAUCUCGCGUGUGUGAAACAAUGAGUGCUGUUUAAAGUGCAUUGUUGUUGUAGCCGAUCGCAUACUAUCUGUUCUUUGCAUUUCUUGUGGGCUCUAUAUUAUCGAUGGUGGCAUGCCUGUUUCUGUCUGCUGGCAUUUUGAUUGGAACUCAGGAACCUAAUAAGAACGCUAGCAGUACGGAAACAGGCGGCGUUCCACUGCUGAUACGCCGUUUUGUACGACGACGGUGUGCUCAGUUAUCAUCACUGCCAGAGUGAGCACCCGGCUGGCGUGCAUUUGUACAGUGUUCACUGAUUUUUACUCCACAUUCAACUGUGUGCACGGAGAUGCCAGGCUAGUUACAGCAUCGUAGGUGUUUGAAAUUAUGAUUUUUUUUUCACCAUUUAAGCCGUCGCUCUGUGCCUCCUUCGAGAUUUAGUGACACCGCGGACGGAGGUAGGCGGCGUGGCGAGAUUCGCAGCUUGCGUGUGCAGCGAAGUCGCGAUUGUGCAAUUUUACGUUUGACGAGCGUUUGCCGCGCGUGGCAGCGGUGUUAGUGCCGCCACCACUGCUUUUGUUGUGGAGACGAGACGGGGAGGCAGGCGUGCACCUGCCCCUGAAGGGCAGUCUGUCUGUGCAGGUAGCUGGGCCAUCCAGCCGGCGAGAUCCGAGGUGCACAGACAGUGCAAGGUCAGCGUGCGGCGAGGCGGACGGACUCGCAUUGAUAGGAAUUCUAGCCUAGAUACAUUGUGUGUUCCCCCACGUGUUUGUGGUAGCCGUGCGCUGUACUGUGUGAAGUGUGCGUGUUUUGACAGCAAGAGAGGGCAACUACUACGUAAAGGCAGGAGUUGUGGUGUGGAGAUUGACAAAAUGUCUGGUUGGUUGCUAUGGUUGCUAGAGUGCCCCCCCCCGCUUCAUUCCCAAGAGACAACCGACUGUACAUUGGCAGACUAAAAAUGGUUUUUGAGUGUUUCUUCAAUAUUUUUUCUAGUUUUUUUUUUUAAACGGAGUACUUGACUGUGUUUUGGUAGUGCAGCUGAUGAAAAGCAUGUAUAAAAAUAAGUUGGUAUGUGCAUGGAUUAUGUAUCCCCCAUCUUACUGCCAUCUUCUACUAGUUUUGUUUAGUAACUUAUUUCCGACAGGGUCAUGUAUAAAUUGCAGUCGUUAUUUUUACUAGUUAGUAAUGAAGUUCUUGGGUCCAAAAUGUAUAGUUUCAUGGAGUCAAUUGAUUUUGUUAUAACUGCGAUAGUUCGCAAGGCAACCAAGAUUUCCCCCAUGCACACGUGUAAAUUGUACAUGUACGUAUGUAACUAAAGGGAGUCUGUACAGUAACGCAGUGUUUGUGUUGUCUAGCGAGAGUGAGAGAGUAAGAUAAGGGAAAAUACGCGAGGCUUGUAAGGUUAUUAUUGAGACGUUUGUCUAUACCCUUGCCGCCUUGUCUAAUAGAUAUGGUCUAAUUUCUUCUACCGAGAACAAACUGCAUGAGUAUUGUGAUGAGCUUUAUACUUUAUAUUCAGGAAAUCCUGACCUUGCUGUCAAACUACCAAAGAAUACAUUCGCGAUCACGUCCAUAAUUUUGUCGUUCCGCAAACAUGUCGGCCGUUUCUAUUUGUGUCCCGUAGUGCAUGUCCAUUGAAAAAACCGAUCGCUUGUCGGAAUACAGAGCAAACGGUUUUUGAUUCGAAUUCGGAUUCUCGAUCAACAUGUGUGGUGUUGGAUGCAUACUAACGAUGCGAGUAGCUUCGUCACGAUAUUUCAGCCAUUAUGUGUACGAAUUUCUCCUAUCGGCGGUUGCCUCUUGAUGCCAUAGAAGAAAGAUUUCAUCAUGAUAUUCAGAUUCACAAUCGUAAUAUUGGUUCUUCAUGCGAGUUGCAUUGUUUUGAUUAUAUGCAAAAGUGUAUUUUAUUUUGUGUACACGUUCGUCAUCGAUUCAUGAUUGUGUAAAAUCAUGUGCAUGUCUCUGUAAAGUUAUGUAAUGCGCGCGGGGAGAGAGUUAUUUGCCAGCAUUCGUCUGUAAUUUCGGUUGUGAAGUCACGCACUUACUACGAGUCUAGUUGAAGGACGUUUGCAGUUGCUGGUCACUGAAUGAGUCGGUCGAGCGCGGAGUUACAGGCCAGGUCGUUUGUGACCUCGGUCAACCCGGUUUGGCUCGUAGGGUGAAACUGCUUUGGCUAUCUUUGCAAAGCAUGUAAUAGUUCACGCUGUACCUUUGUGUACGCCGGGGUGUUUGGAAAGAUCCUUUCAAGCAAUUGUUCCUAUUGAUACUAUUGAAUUAUACUUUCUUCGAUUGACUACUUACUUAGUCGCUUCCAAAUGCAGAAAUUCAGUCCGAAUCUGAACACAUUUUUAACAAAAUAUGUAUAUUCAAGCCAUUUCUGCAGUGAAUUCCUGCAGGCGGCAGGUUUCAAGUAUUGCAUAUGUAAAUUUAUACGUAUUUGCAAGUGGCGAAUUGUCGCCAUACCAGAGCUUCCGUCUUUAUCCGUUGACGAUACCUUUGGUUGGUUUCCGUAUUAUUGCACAGUAUGUGCGUGUGUGUGCGUGUGCGUGUGCGUGUGCGUGUGCGUGUGCGUGUGUGUGUGUGCGCGUGUGCGCGUGUGUACGUGUCUGGUGUGCAUGCGUGCGUGGGCUUUGUACAGGCAACUCUCAGUCUCAGGCAAAUCUGCGAGACCACUCCACCCUUACAUUAACACGUAAGCAAAUAUUUGUUGUUCAACCGAAACCUAAGCAGCUUGAAUAGCAUUGGCGCGAGGGGCGGCAUGGCGAUCGGUCAACCGCUGCAUCCUGAAUCGCUGUCACGUCUUGACCGAGACGUCUCAAUGACGCGGAGACGACAACAUCUGUGCCCCAUCGUUUUCCAUUCCAAGGUUAUCCCUCCAGUCGUGUCCGCUUGUUGUCUUCCCCACGACGAAUGGCAUCCCCAUCCGCCUCCCCGCUCGCGCAGAAAACCCCUUGCAGUCGACAUAAACCGCUGUUGUUGUUGCUGGUGAGGGAAUGCUCGGGCGACAUUGUGCCAGAGGGGGACAAGCGUGCGGUUAGGUGUGAUCAGUCGGGUGCAUUGUACGAGAACAAUCGCCGGCCCCGAGGCAAGACCUGUAUGCCUCCAUCAACAGCAAGCGUACUCUCAAGUUACUUGUAAGAAAGUUACUGGUAGGAGCGCUGGUGUAUGCGCUUACCGGCAUCUCCGCUGCAGGACAUUUAUGGUAGUUUCUGCUCCAUAGGUACCUUGUACCUCGACGACUUUCAUGACUGAGUUUAGCAAUUUCUGCUGAAAGAAAUUUAAGCAGUCGAAUUUGUACGAUUUGACAGGCAACUUCUUACGAAAAUUGCUGCUUAGCUGAUCGUGAAUGAAUGGUUGCGGGGCAGAACUGUUGUUAAUAUGGGAAUACGUCAACGUUAACGAUAGUUAGAUUAUGAAUAGUCUCUUUUUUAUUAUUGCGUUUUUGUGAAUUUCGUCUCAUUCUGUGUGUGAAGUGUUUCAAUAAAUUGAUGGGGCAUGUGUCAAAGCAAGAAAUGUUACGUAAGUAACUCCUGAAAAGCCCGUAUACUGCAGUUUCUGGCUUAUUGAAAUGUUGACCUCGUUCGUUCCUUUACACAUGGCUGUUUGUAAUAUACAUGUAAUUUACACAUUAAAAAAAGACUCGUUGUACAGAAAAGCAUCUCUCUGUAGCUGAAUUGGAUUGUAUUCAAAAGUGCAGAAUCAAAAAUAAAAGUUUUGUAACUGUA